GUUUAAUAAAUUCCUCUUUUGGUUCGGCAUUCCCCCUUUGGUUGAGCUCCCCGUCGGACGCCGUCCACUGUUGCCAGCCCUGCGUGGUUGUUCUCCUGCAAGUGUUGAAGAAGGAUUUUGAUGUUCAUGGAAGGUUGAUUAGUCUUAACAGUGAAUAUACUUCUUGACUGGCAGAAAGGAGCUUAAUCGGGAGCUCUUUAAAGCGUGCACAGGAGGAGCUACAGAUGGCGUCUUUGUCAUCGAUGCUGCUGCCACAUCCUGCAGAGCUUUGUUCUGUGGCUGUAGCUACUGUUCCUUCUAUAUCAUUUUCUUCUGUAACCCCUCAAAGAAAGAGGACGCCUACCUCAAAACGCUCUUCUAAGCUCACAAAGUCCAUCUCUCCACUUAAACCCUCAACAACUGUGACUAAAACUUUAGAAUCCUCUAUUCCUCUCAAAAAGGUAUUGGUUCCUAUUGGUUUUGGAACUGAAGAAAUGGAAGCUGUUAUUUUAGUUGAUGUUCUGCGUCGAGCUGGUGCAGAGGUGACUGUGGCAUCAGUGGAGCCACAACUUGAAGUGGAAGCUGCUGGUGGUAUCAAAUUGGUAGCUGAUGCUGACAUUUCAACAUGCUCGGAUGAAAUUUUUGAUCUUGUGGCUUUACCGGGAGGAAUGCCUGGUUCAACAAGAUUAAGGGAUUGUGAGGUCCUGAGAAAAAUAACCUGCAAGCAAGCAGAGGAAAAGAGGCUCUAUGGUGCUAUAUGUGCUGCUCCAGCAGUUACUCUUUUGCCAUGGGGUCUGCUAAGAAAAAAGAAGACGACUUGUCAUCCUGCAUUCAUGGACAAGCUUCCAACAUUUUGGGCUGUUAAAUCAAAUAUUCAAGUUUCAGGAGAGCUUACAACAAGCCGUGGCCCUGGAACUACUUUUCAGUUUGCUCUAUCCUUGGUAGAACAGCUAUUUGGGGAGUCAGCUGCCAGAGAAGUUGGAGAAUUGCUGUUGUUAGGUAAUGCCAAUGAUGAUUGUACAACCAAGAAGGAAUUCAACACAGUUGAGUGGUCCCUUGAUCACCAUACGCCCAGUGUUCUCUUAGCAGUUGCUCAUGGUUCUGAGGAGAUUGAAGUAGUGAUUAUUGCAGAUAUUCUAAAGCGAGCAAAAGCUAAUGUCAUAGUUGCAUCGGUAGAAAAAGAUCGUGAAAUUUUGGCUUCUCGAGGAACGAAAAUAAUUGCUGAUAUGUUGAUUAAUGAUGCUCAAGAGUUAGCAUAUGAUUUGAUUAUUCUUCCGGGGGGAACUGAUGGCACUCAGAGGUUAAUCAAAUGUAAAGUUCUCAAAAGACUUCUCAAAGAACAAAAUGCAUCCAGAAGAAUUUCUGGGGCAGUGUCUUCUUCGCUUGUGAUCCUUCAUAAACAAGGUUUACUGAAGGAAAAGAACUUCACAGCUCAUCCUUCCAUUGUGGACAAUCUCAAUGAUGAAACAAUAGGUGGUGCUAAGGUAGUUAUUGAUGGAAAACUGAUAACUGGUGAGGGACUUGCCUCUGUCACACAUUUUGCGUUGGCCAUUGUUAAUAAGCUUUAUGGUCAUGGAAGGGCCAGAAGUGUAGCAGAAGGCCUUGUUUUUGAGUAUCCUAGGAGUUAACUCUUAGAGAAAUUCUUUGGUGUAACAUGGAUGGAAUCCAUUGUAUGUUAUUGACUGGUUAGCUUGAUUCGUGAUAGGAACAGAGGAAGAAGGUUGGGUAUUAAAUAGGCAGUCCAACAAUCUUGUCCUACGCUGCCCUGUGCAAACAAAUCACAAAACCAAAAAAGCAUAUAUAAUGACAUCAUGUAAUCUAUCUGAUUGGGUUGGGAUCAAGUUUUGUUGU
Molecule: messenger RNA, 1830 nt
Organism: Neltuma alba
Lineage: Eukaryota; Viridiplantae; Streptophyta; Magnoliopsida; Fabales; Fabaceae
Product: protein DJ-1 homolog C
Exons: 10
Coding region: 225-1607 (460 amino acids)
Biological process (GO): glyoxal metabolic process
Cellular component (GO): cytoplasm
Source: RefSeq, a predicted model, not a curated record